UGGUCCUAGAGGAGUGUGUCCUAAUUUAAUAGAGCCGCCCAAUUGCAGCACCUCGGGGUUGAGAAAAAGUCAGCGGGAUGAGAGAUGCAAGCUCGGGCUAGGGUUGUGUGCACCUGGGCUGGUGUCAGCAGCCCAGCCUUGAGCAUUCACCUGGAUCUUGGUCCCAUGUGGUUCCUUCCUCAUUGCUCUUCCUGGUUUUCCUCUGCGACACUGGAGAGUGUGUCUGAUGCCCCCGGACCAGUGACUUUUACAGCAGUAGAAGUGGUCAGGAUGGCUGGAAAGGGUCUGUGCCCGCCAGGUCCCAAGGUGAAUGGAUAAUGGCUCGGCUGGAAUAGAGAUCUGUCCCAUGGUCCCAAUCUAGGUCUUCACAGGGAGAGACAUUCGGAGCCCUCAUUCUCUGAAGUGGACAACCUCACCUCCUGCCACACACCUGUCAGGACUCCGGAGACCCCAACCCGCCCAGGCACACCAUGGCGGACAAGAAGGGUCAGGACAUAGAAGCAUGGAGGCAAGUAUUUCAGAUGUUAAUUCAGGAGGUGAAACCAUGGCACAAAUGGACCCUCACAGCAGACAAGGGCCUUCUUUCCAACGUCCUGCAGCCGGGCUGGAUGCAAUACCAGCUGUGGACUUUCGCCAGGUUCCAGUGUUCUUCCUGCUCUCGCAGUUGGGCCUCUGCCCAUGUCCAGGUCCUUUUCCACAUGCACUGGAGUGAGAAGAAGCACAGGGGCCAGGUGAAGAUGAGGGUCUUUGCCCAGAGAUGUAAGAAGUGCCCCCAGGCUCCAUUUGAGGUCCCUGAAUUCACACAGGAGAACAUCUCAAGGGUCCUGAAUAACCUGGUGAUCCGGAUUCUGAAGAAAUGCUACAGAGAAGGAUUUAAGAUUGUAGAGGAGAUUCCUGCGAUCAAGGAUAUCUGUCUUCAAGGGCCACAUGACAGUCAAAACUGUGAGGCAUGUCUGCAGGGAUCCUGUGCUCAGAGUGGGUUGGGCCUGGCCAAGGAGUCACCAGUGCCCACGCCCUCCAAGGAUGCUGGGGAACCCAGGCUAACUGCGGCUUGUACCAAUCUCCCCUGCUCACCAUCAGCCUCUAGAGUGGACAAGAUCCUUACAUCAGCAGUGAGCCUCAAAGUCUCUAACCCUCCCAAGGCUGACCCCAAGGUCAGACACAGCUCAGAACCACCAACUGCUCCAAGAAUUCUAAACCCACAGGUGCCACCCAUGUCAACAGUGAGCCCCCAAAUCUCUAACCCUCCCAAGGCUGACCCCAAGGUCAGACACAGCUCAGAACCACCAACUGCUCCAAGAAUUCUAAACCCACAGGUGCCACCCAUGUCAACAGUGAGCCCCCAAAUCUCUAACCCUCCCAAGGCUGACCCCAAGGUCAGACACAGCUCAGAACCACCAACUGCUCCAAGAUGUCUAACCCCACAGGUGUCACCCAGGUCCACAGUGAAUCCCAAAGUCCCUGACUCUCCCAAGGCUGACCCCAAGGUCAGACCCAGCUCAAAACCACCAAAUGCUCCAAGAUUUCCAACCCAACAGGUGCCACCCAGAAGCUCACCUCCUCCUGUGCGGGCCACUCGAAUGCCUUCUCCCACAAAGAACAACACAGCAACAGAUGCAGCAGCCAGGGUCACCAGACCAAAGACAGGAAAUCUAUUGCCCUCCUCCCCCUUGCUGGCUUUGCCCAUCCGCCCUGCAAACUUCCCCACUUCUUGGAGCCCAGAAGCAAACACCACUUGCCAGAUGGAGAGUCGAAUCCAGAUCUACCCCGAAAGUGGGCAUUUCUAUUCCAGCCCAUCCCGGAAUUGCGUAUCAGGGUGCUUAAGCACUUCCUGCUGUUGUCUCCUUCUAAUCAUUGUUGUCGUUGUCACAAUGAUUAUGGUAAAAAAUACUUUCUGAGCCUCAAAAACCUGACACUAAGUGAAACAAGAAAUUAAAAUCUGGACAUGAAAUGUCACAUAUUAGUAUGAUCCCUGUGAUAUGAAAUGUCCAAAAAAUCCACAGAUAGGAAGUAGAUGGGUGUCUACUGGGGCCUGCAGGAAGGAGGAAACGAGAAGUGAGUUCUUAAUCCAUAUGGGGGCUUUGUUUGAGAUGGGGUGAUGAAUCUGUUUGGGAAUGAGAUGGAGCUGGGGGUUGCACCACAGAACCAAUAAACUAAAAGCCAUUGAAGUGGUCAUUUCAAAAAGUUUAAUUUUGUGAUGUGACUCUCACCUCGAUAUUUUAAAAAGCACUAUAGUUUUGUUCAUUCUUGAGAGAACUGAAUCUGAAGUGGUUAGAACUCAGAAAUUUGGAGAUCUUAUGAAACCUGUGAGCCUUCUUACCAGUAAAUUUUGCACAAACCCUCUGAUAUCAGUCUGUGGAGGCAUUUGCAGUAAAGGCUUUAGGCUGAAAACCCGGGUACUCAAAAGACAGUGGGUGGGGCUGGGGUUGUGGCUCUGUGGUAGAGCACUUGCUGGGCAUGUAUGAGGCCCUGGGUUCUCAGCAUCGCAUAUAAAUAAAUAAACAAAGUAAAAGAUCCAUUUACAACUAAAAUAUAUAUUAAAAAGACAGUGGACUCCACAGGGGUGCGUACAGCUAAGGGGUAAGGCAGGAUGAGACACUGGGGAGGGGCAGGCAUGAGGCACUGGGUUCAAUCCUCAGCACCACAUAAAAAUAAAAUGAUGAUAUUGU
Urocitellus parryii (Arctic ground squirrel) is the source of this 2669-nucleotide messenger RNA. It is a transcript of the gene Rtp3, whose product is annotated as receptor transporter protein 3. Gene Ontology annotation, molecular function: olfactory receptor binding. NCBI's taxonomy places the organism in Eukaryota, Metazoa, Chordata, Mammalia, Rodentia, Sciuridae. Gene Ontology annotation, biological process: protein targeting to membrane; detection of chemical stimulus involved in sensory perception of bitter taste; protein insertion into membrane. The record is from RefSeq and is a predicted model, not a curated record. Gene Ontology annotation, cellular component: cytoplasm.